Molecule: messenger RNA, 1243 nt
Organism: Dothidotthia symphoricarpi CBS 119687
Lineage: Eukaryota; Fungi; Ascomycota; Dothideomycetes; Pleosporales; Dothidotthiaceae
Exons: 6
Coding region: 1-1161 (386 amino acids)
Molecular function (GO): protein binding
Source: RefSeq, a predicted model, not a curated record
AUGGCCGCGCCCACUCCUCCUCAGCACCCAGGCUCGCCGGACUCUGGCCCGACGGAUCCCACACUGCCAAAGCUGCCCGCCGGCUGGAUAGCGCAGUGGGACAACUCGUCUCGCAAGUACUACUACGUUCAGAUCAGCACCGGCGUGUCGCAAUGGGACCUCCCCACUACCGAGGCGCCUAUCGGCGGCGGCUCUCACGCGAGCACCCCCGCGCACAACACGAACCCAUACGACAAGCCUGAUGGCACCCAGGGCCCGGGAGCUGGCGAUGGGACAAGAGGCAUCGACGGACCGACGGGCGACCGCGCGGGAGGGCUUGGGGGCUUCGCGCUCAACCAGCUCAUGGGCGGCAACAAGCAGGGCCACGGCGGCGGAGGCUCCGGCAACCUCGUUGGCCAACUGGCAGGCUCGCUGCUGGGCGGCGGCAAGCAGUCGCAUGGUAGCGGAGGCUCGAGUGGUGGCUCCAGCAACCUCGUUGGCCAGCUUGGAUCGUUGCUAGGCGGCGGUGGAAAGCAAAACCACGCGGCUCCAUCGGGAAGCCAUGGCUCCAGUUCUGCCGGCGGAGGCCUUGGUGGCCUGCUAGGAAGCGUCAUGGGCGGUGGAUCUCACAGCAACCCUCCCAGCGGCAACAACAACUACGGUUACAGCCACAACGCCCAAACUACGCAAGGUGGCACCUACAACGGAAGCGCACCGCCAACUUCUUACAACCCCUCCGGCGGCCAGCACGGCGCGCCUUCCUCUCAACACAGCUACUCCUCCCCGCAACCUGGGCAGUACGGUCAGCAGCAGCACCAAGGCCAACAAGGAGGCUAUGGGCAGCAUGGCUCGGCCUACCCACCACAACAGCAGCAGCAAAGCGGGUACGGACAAUCCGCCGGUUAUGGUGGCAGCUCAGGUCCAGGAUACGGUGGUUCUCAAGAGAGGCCGUAUGGGCAGCAAGCUGGAUAUGGCGGACCGGCUGGUUCCUACGGCGGGCAUCAAGGUGGUCAUGACCCAUACGGGGGUUAUCAGGGUGGCCAGGGAGGUCAAUCCAACUAUGGACCGCCUUCGGGCUACCAGGGUGGCCAACAGGGAGGCGGACACCAGCAAUACCCUCCUCCUCCGCAGGGCAAUUACGGCCCGCCUUCUGGCCACACACCGCAGCCCGGAUGGCAGUAAACCAAAUCCCAUGAUAUGAGGGACUUUGCAGCUUCGGGACAAGAACGAAUGCUGCGGUAGACGAAGCAGACAUGCAUCGCGU